Messenger RNA from Oncorhynchus mykiss (rainbow trout), 2460 nucleotides. RefSeq lists its product as uncharacterized. Gene Ontology annotation, cellular component: nucleus. The record is from RefSeq and is a predicted model, not a curated record. Gene Ontology annotation, biological process: regulation of transcription by RNA polymerase II. NCBI's taxonomy places the organism in Eukaryota, Metazoa, Chordata, Actinopteri, Salmoniformes, Salmonidae. Gene Ontology annotation, molecular function: DNA-binding transcription factor activity, RNA polymerase II-specific.
AAGCUGAAGAGCUCAUAUUGCGCGACAUUGACAUGAUUGGUUUACGGUAAGUGAGGCGGUACUUCCUGUAUAAACACAAACUCCUUCCCUUGACAACUUCCUUCCAGCAGUGUGUAUCAGGGAGAUUCCUAGAUGUGAGAAGUGUGCAGGAGGACCUGAGAGAAAGGAAUGUGUAGUAUUGAUGUAAAAACUUGUGUGUAUAAACUGUAGGGGUACACAUGGUGCUGGAGAUCAGAUGUGUCCGGUGAGAGAAAGACAGGUUGAGGUUACCAGGAUCACAGUAGUGCAGAAGGUGGUGUAUGCUGAGGCAGUGAAGGGAGUAGUAGAGGAAGAUGGGUCCAGGGUGAAGGAUCCUAAGAGGAUACCUGUGAUUAGGCCGAGGUCAAUAGAGAGUGAUAAGAAUAACAUGCUUCAGUAAGAUUCAUUUUUUUGGUGUUCAUGGCCAUGGUUGUCAACCGUACCGCAGGAAUAGAAUGUAAAACACAGUGGAUAGAUGUUGUGGUGGCAGCUGUUGAGAAGUACUUGGAUGUACAAUAUUUUACUGCAGAGUUACAAGGCGUUUUGAACGAUAAUAUCCCGUCCUCCCAGUCUGCUGGUCUGGUGUUGAAUCAGAGGGCCAAAGUAGUGGAAUAAUGAUGUUUAAAUGGGUGUAGGGUUAGUUGGUUGGGCAUUUUUUUCAAAGGUGUAAUAAUUUCCUUCUACAGAAUAGAACUACAAAAUAGUAAGCUGAUAAACAGACAAAUCAGUAGGUGGCGACAUGCACUUAUAACAAUUGUAUGCGAAGCGCUAGAAUACAAAGAAGAAGAAGGCCGUUUCCUUUUUAACAGCCCUUGAAUCGCUGGAAGUCUUGACUUCGACCACGGUUGCAUUGCUGUAAAUGGACACUGAAGACGUCGGAUUGAACAUACAUCGGGUUUUACUGGUUCACUGCACGGAUAGCGCUGCUGCAAUCAGUCUGGUAUUUUAUAGGCGUCCAUUACUGGGCCUUAGAGAAUUACAACUAUCUGGACUCUCGAAGAGGACGUUGUUCCAACAGACUCUCGGGUGGAGUUAGACGAUAACAGAUAACAUGAUUCACGAUGAAUAGGGUGUUGAACAUUUUAUUGACUUUAAUAGAUCAGAAACGCUGAAGAAAGAAUAGCUUCAAUGAUGGAUCGGGACAGAGCUAGUCCGUCCCCCUCCAACCUGCCGGAGUCCCCUGGUCACAACUCUCCUGGUAGCGCCUUACUGCUGGAUCUGAAGAGGGUGUUUGUGCGGCUGGUCGACUGCAGGAAAACACCAGGGCAGAGUGGAACUGUGAGAGAAGGACACAAGGAGGGAGAUUUGAUAUCAUCAAGGGACACCCCUAACUCUCGUUCUCUCAGUGGGAGGGGCUUAUCAUCUGGGGAGCCUCAGCCACACAAUGUUGCUGAAGAGACAGAGAAGACUCUCUCCAAAUCAGAACAUCUCAAGAAACCCCAGCAGAGACGUACAGGGAAGAAACCUCACCACUGCUGCUCUAACUGUGGGAAGAAUUUCACAAGCCGAAGUGGCUUCAUUAUUCACCAGCGGAUUCACACCGGAAAGAAACCGUACUGCUGCUCUCAGUGUGGGAAGAGUUUCACUGCUUCUCAAACCUUAAAAUAUCAUCUGAGAAUUCAUUCAGGGGAGAGGCCUUACCCCUGCCUUGAUUGUGGGAAAAGCUUUGCUUAUUUGGGCGCCCUAAACAUACACAAGCUAACACACACUGGAGUGAAGCCUUAUAGCUGUGAUCAAUGUGGGAAGAGUUUCAGUCAGUCUGGACACCUGACAACACACCAACUAACACACACUGGAGUGAAGCCUUUUAGCUGUGAUCAGUGUGGGAAGAGCUUUGCUCUAACUUCCUCCCUGACUAGACACCAGCGUACACACACUGGAGAGAAACCUUAUGUCUGUCUAUGUGGGAAGAGCUUUGCUGUAGCUUCCAAUCUGACUACACACCAGCGAACACACACCAGAGAUAAGCCUUAUAGUUGUUAUCAGUGUGGAAAGAGCUUUGCUUCUUCAGAAACACUAAUUAUACACCAGCGCAUACACACAGCAAAGAAACCUUUUUGCUGUGGUCAGUGUGGGAAGAGCUUUGCUGUAGCUUUCUCCCUGAUUAUACACCAGCGAACACACACUGGCGAGAAGCCUUAUACCUGUGAUCAGUGUGGGAAGAGCUUCAGUCAAUCAGUACACCUGAAUACACACCAGCGAACACACACUGGAGAGAAACCUUAUACCUGUGAUCAGUGUGGGAAGAGCUUCAGUCAAUCAGGAAACCUAAAUUCACACCAGCAAACACACACUGGAGAGAAACCUUAGAUGUGUGGAAAGCUUUGUUCAUUUAGGGCCUAUGUGGAAAAACACCAGAAAACUACAAAUGUCUUGUAUUUAAUUUUGCCUCCUAUCUGACACCGGUUCCAGAUCCCUAAAUAAAAGGAUCAAUAGAAAACA